AUGCGCUGUUGGGCAGGCGGUCCGACAGGCCGUGAGGCUGUGAACCGACUUUUUCCACAGCUUCGAGAACUGAUCUCUCCAGGUGGAUGCGUCUAUAUUGUGGCACUUCAUUCAAACGAUAUUUCCAGCAUGCUUGCUUGCAGCAGCUCGGAAUUUUCAUCCUCGAUUUUAUUGGAAAGGCGAUGUGGCAUUGAACAUCUUUAUGUCCUCAAAUACACCAAAAGAUUCAAGUGA
Messenger RNA from Gongylonema pulchrum, 234 nucleotides. NCBI's taxonomy places the organism in Eukaryota, Metazoa, Nematoda, Chromadorea, Rhabditida, Gongylonematidae. The record is from the annotation of a GenBank genome assembly.